AAACUGUUCUCUUGUCCCUUUCCAUUCUGAAUUAUGGAUGCCCAAAAAUCACUGCUCUUGCUGCUUUUAUUUAUUUCUUUUGAUUUAUCAGAAUUCCACAAGGUGCCCAUACACACUCAACAUCACGGGGAGCACAGGAUUCCACCGAAAGAAAGAGACAGAAGUCUGCUUCAACUCCUCCAUGAAAGAGAAAACAUGAAGUCCGAGGAACAUGACAAAUGGCAUAAAGGGGAACAUGAAAAACGAGACAGAGAUGGACGUGGCCAUCAUCACAUCAGGAGUCAUUUUGUAGAAUGGUUUCUUAAAUUUCACUUUUCUUACAUGAGUCAAAGAAUUCCUGCAUUUAUGACAGAGAGUGGUCUGCCAUGCAAAUUCCCAUUCCGAUAUCAAGGAAGAAUGGUCUUCACAUGCUUGCCAGCAAGAGGACAGGAAAAAAGGCUCUGGUGUGCCACAACAAACAACUAUGAUCGUGACAGGCAGUACUCCUUCUGCAAAGACAGACAGAUUACUACAGACUUCUGUGCAUCUAACCCAUGUCAGAAUGGUGGAACCUGUCAAAGCAAUUCAAAAGGAUAUGAAUGCAAAUGUACACCCCAAUAUACUGGAAGGGACUGCCAGAAAGAAAAAUGCUAUGAACCCAGAUUGCUGAAGUAUUUCGAUCUACAGGAGACAUGGCUGAGACCAGGCAUUGUAAAAGAUGAAGAAUGUCAGUGUAAAGAUUCUAAAAUUGUCUGCAAUCCAGUCAGAUUUCCAUUGACAGUAUGUGCCAGGAAUCCAUGCAUGAAUGGAGGAAUCUGUUUUGAAGGAAAAAAAAUCCAGGUGUGCAACUGUCCGAAGAAGUUUGUUGGAGAGUCCUGUGGCAUUGAUCUUAGUGCAUCUUGUUAUGAGGGAAAUGGUAAUUUAUAUCGUGGAACUGUGAAAGUGACUACCAGUGGUAACCCCUGCAUGUCAUGGGACUCCAACCUGCUAUACAAUGAGAUUUAUACCAUUGUGAAUAGUUCUCAAGAGGCUCUGCAACAAGGACUGGGGAGGCAUUCAUACUGCAGGAAUCCAGAUAAUGAUACCAAGCCUUGGUGUUACACCCUGAAAGACAAUAUCGUCAGCUGGGAUUACUGUGCCGUGUCCAACUGUAUUCCAUCAGUCACUCUACAACCACCUGUUACUACAGCAUCAGCCAUUCAAAGCACUUUACCUCCAGUUCCCUCUGAACUUAUACCUCCUCAACCCAGUGAAGUCACUUCAGUUAUGCCUGAACCCAUAUAUACUACUACUACUCCAAGUUAUUCUUCUACUCCAGGAGAAGUCUCAAUUUUACCAGACAACUGUGGAGUGAGGCACAAGAAGCGUUUCUUGCUGAUGUCUCGUAUUGUGGGUGGAAUGGUUGCCCUUCCAGCCUCUCACCCCUACAUUGCUGCUGUGUACAUGGCAACAGACUUCUGUGGAGGCAGCCUGAUUUCUCCGUGUUGGGUACUAACUGCCGCUCACUGCCUUGCAAAGAGACCCCUAGUAUCACAGAUGCAUGUCGUACUAGGACAGGAACAGUUUAACAGAAGCAAUGAAAACAGCAUUACUUUUGAAGUACAAAGUUACAUUGUGCAUGAUAAUUUUGACUACUCUACUUUCAACAAUGACAUAGCUCUUAUACAACUGAGGAAAAAAGAUGGCAGCUGUGCACCAGUAUCCAACUUUAUCCAGCCUAUCUGUCUGCCUGAACCCUAUACCAAUCCACCUGCUAACAUCAAUUGUGAGGUAGCAGGCUGGGGACACACUCAUGAGGAAGCAGAAGAGUAUGCACAAAAUCUGCAGGAAGCGUCCAUCCCCAUAAUAACAGAGAUUGAAUGCAAUGCUCCUGAGGCUUAUGCUUCAAAGGUAACAGAGAACAUGAUAUGUGCAGGCUUCUUAGAAGGACAGACGGAUUCCUGUCAGGGUGAUUCUGGUGGGCCACUGGUCUGUGAGGUAAAUGGCCGGAUGUAUCUUUAUGGAAUCGUGAGCUGGGGAGAUGGUUGUGCCAAUAUCAACAGGCCUGGAGUUUAUACUAAAGUAUCUCAGUACAUUGACUGGAUCAAAUUAAAAUUAAAACUAUAAAAUAUGACAUUUUGUACCAUACCACAAAAUCCUGUUGCAAAGUAUCAGACAUGGGUAAUGAGACUAAUAUACAAUGAGCAACUUCUGGAUAGUGAUGCUAAAAAGUACAGUUUAUCUUUUUUUCACAUUAAAAACAUUAUCACUGUCCCAAAUCAUUUAUUGCUAAUGUGCAAUGUAUUAAAAUUGUAUCUUUAUUUUGAAUGA
This is a messenger RNA of Protopterus annectens (West African lungfish), 2289 nucleotides long. RefSeq names its product coagulation factor XII (gene F12). The coding region runs from base 34 to 2085 and encodes 683 amino acids. The record is from RefSeq and is a predicted model, not a curated record. The transcript has 15 exons. Gene Ontology annotation, cellular component: extracellular region; rough endoplasmic reticulum. Gene Ontology annotation, molecular function: calcium ion binding; serine-type endopeptidase activity. Lineage: Eukaryota; Metazoa; Chordata; Ceratodontiformes; Protopteridae. Gene Ontology annotation, biological process: zymogen activation; blood coagulation.